UUUGUGUGAUAAUGGAUGGAUUAGUGAGAGUUCUCUUUCUUUUAUUGCUCGUGUUUCUAAGCGUUGAAACCAUUCAAUCCACUUUUUACGAUGGAGAAGCGAAGCUGGUUUGCAUAGAAAGGGAGAGGGAAGCCCUCGUCAACUUCAAACAAGGCCUCGUAGAUCCAAUCAAUCGGCUCUCUUCUUGGGUGGGCCAUGAUUGCUGUAGAUGGAGCGGAGUAGGCUGCAACAAUAGAACAGGACAAGUCAUCAAAAUCAACCUCCGUAACCUCCUUGGAGACCCAACCAAUCCUCUAUAUGAAGAAAACAUUAACUCGUACUUAUCUGGUGAGAUAAAUCCUUCUUUGCUUGAGUUGAAUCAUUUGAAUUACUUGGACCUCAGCUGGAAUGAUUUUGGAUCCAAGUCCAUCCCGAAAUUCAUUGGUUCAUUCAAGAAACUUAGACAUCUUAAUCUCUCAAAUGCUGGCUUUGCUGGAACAAUUCCCCAUCAUCUCGGUAAUCUCUCUAGCCUGGUUUAUCUCGAUCUUCAUUCAGACUAUCGUAUUUGGCCUACUCUGGAAGUUGAUAACCUUCAAUGGCUUUCUCGUCUUUCUUCUCUGCAACACCUUGAUAUGGGAAUGGCUACCCUCAAUCAGUCCAAUGGUUUGUUUCAGGUCUUUAAUAUGCUUCCUUCUCUUUCCGAGCUACGCCUCUCCAAUUGUGAUCUUCCUAACAUUACUACUUCUAUUCCUUAUGUUAAUAUCACAUCCCUUUCAGUGCUUGAUCUCUCCAAAAAUUUUCUCGGCCCAAGAAUUCCAGAUUGGUUGUUCAAUCUCAGCAGCCUAGAGCAUCUUUAUCUCGAAUGGAAUCGUUUUCAAGAUCCAAUUCCAAGUGCUCUUGGCAAGCUUUGCAAUUUGCGCACUUUAGAUUUCUCAAACAACUUGAACAGGGGAGAGAUAUCUGGAUUUGUAGAAUGUUUAUCUGGAUGCAUUCAGGAAAGUUUAGAGACACUGAGAUUGGCAUCAAAUGGGCUUGGUGGGUAUUUUCCUGAUUGGUUAUUGCAUCAUAAAAAUCUUAAAACUCUUGAUCUCAGCAAAAAUUCACUAUAUGGCCCUAUUCCUCAAUCUCUUGGAAAAUUUUCAUCCUUGAAGGAUUUGUAUCUUAGUCACAACAACUUGAAUGGGUCUUUGCCCGAGAGUCUUGGACAACUUUCAGAACUAAUCAAUCUCGGGAUAUCUUCUAAUUCAUUGGAGGGCAAUGUGUCAGAAGAACACUUUGCCACUCUAACCAAAUUGGAAUCAUUAGAUAUGUCCUCCAAUUCAUUAGUUCUUAAAGUUAGCUCCAAUUGGAUUCCUCCUUUUCACCUCAAAUCUAUCAAGAUGAGGUCCUGUCGAGUUGGGCCCCUGUUUCCUGCAUGGCUACGUGAGCAAAGAGACAUUUUCAAACUUGACAUGUCCAAUGCACAAAUUUCAGAUUCUAUACCAUACUGGUUUUGUAACCUGUCUUCUCAAAUCUCCUACUUGAAUCUUUCUCACAACCAAAUCAAUGGUGAGAUUCCAAAUUCAUUGGAGUUUGCACUUCGGGCCAUGAUUGAUUUAAGUUUCAACCGCUUUAUAGGCUCAUUGCCUCACUCAUUUCUUAGUGCAAGAUUUCUCGAUCUCUCCAACAAUUCAUUUUCCGGACCCAUCCCCAUAACCUUUGGUGAAACAUCUGCUACUUUCUUAUCACUUUCUCAUAACAAUUUAAAUGGUAGCAUUCCAGUUUCUUUAUGUAAAACGGUGACUUUGUGGAACCUUGAUCUCUCAUACAAUCAGUUAACCAAAGAACUUCCUAGGUGUUUGGGAAAUUUGACUGAAUUGGUAACAAUGGAUUUGGCAAACAAUAAUAUACGUGGACGUAUUCCUGAAUCUUUGGGUGUUAUACCUACACUUGAAUGGUUGCGUCUGCAUAGCAAUGCUUUUUCAGGUGAGCUCCCUACAUCAUUGAGAAAUUGCACCCAAUUGAGAGCUGUCGAUUUUAGUGAGAACAAAUUCUCUGGAAAAAUACCAACAUGGAUAGGAGAACGCCUAUCAAAACUCCAGAUUCUCAUCCUUCGGUCGAAUAUGUUUUCCGGAACUAUUCCUCCACAGCUAUGUCAUCUUACUUCUCUUCAGAUCUUGGAUCUCGCACAUAACAAGCUAUUAGAAGCCAUACCAAGGUGUUUUAGCAAUUUCAGUGCCAUGGCUACAAAGGAGCAUGAAAGUGGAACGAUUGUGAGCGCGAUAUAUGGAGGAGAAGACGGAUGGUUAUAUUAUGAGGAGAACAUAACGGUGGUUACCAAAGGAAUGAAACUUGAUUAUACUAAGAUUCUUUCCCUUGUAACUGUGAUAGACCUCUCAAGCAAUCAUUUAUCUGGAGAGAUCCCUGAAGAAUUAGUAAGUCUAUCCGGGCUGCAAGGUUUGAACUUGUCUAGAAAUCAUUUGGUGGGAAACAUUCCAAAAAAUAUUGAUGGCUUGCGACAGUUAGAGUCUCUUGAUCUGUCAUGGAAUCAACUUUCUGGUGCUAUUCCACAGAGCUUGUCAGCGUUAAAUUUUUUGAGCAGCCUCGAUCUCUCACAUAAUAACUUGUCCGGGCAGAUUCCGUCGGGCAGCCAGCUCCAGACUUUUAAUGAUCCCUCCAUUUAUAAUAGCAACCUUGAUCUUUGUGGGCCUCCACUUCCAAACAAGUGCCCAAAAGAUAAAACAUCUCAAACUCCGGUGCCCAUGGGCAAUGGAGUUGACAAAGAGGAGGAAGAAGGGUUCAUGUGGGUAUGGUUUUUCACUAGCAUGGCAUCGGGAUUCGUGGUAGGAUUUUGGGGAGUCUGUGGCGUUUUAAUCUUCAAGAAGUCAUGGAGGAUUGCUUAUUUUCAACUUUGUGAUAAAAUGAUGGAUAAGAUCUUCAUGGCAUGGAUGACAAAGGUGGCUAAGUUGAGGACAAUGCUACAAGACAGGAAGUGA
Messenger RNA from Magnolia sinica, 2954 nucleotides. Its product is annotated as receptor-like protein EIX1. NCBI's taxonomy places the organism in Eukaryota, Viridiplantae, Streptophyta, Magnoliopsida, Magnoliales, Magnoliaceae. The record is from RefSeq and is a predicted model, not a curated record. The transcript has a single exon. Bases 12 to 2954 code for a protein of 980 amino acids. Gene Ontology annotation, molecular function: protein binding.